AUGACAAAGGAAGGAAAGUUCGAGUUACCGGCACUUCCUGCCGGUUACGUUCUGUCUUCGUUGGAAAUCGAAGAUUACGAUAAUGGUGCCCUAGACGUGCUUGCGCAGUUGACUACAGUCGGAGACGUUGCGAGAGAGGACUUUGAGAAGUUCUUACGGCUGCAGACGGCCACCGAGUACAACACGAUGGUGAUCCGGAACAGAGAGCACCGGGUUGUUGGUAUUGCGACGCUUUUGGUGGAAACGAAGUUGAUACACGGGUUUUCGAAAGUGGGACACAUCGAGGACGUUGCGGUGGACAGUCAGGAGCGGGGGUCGAACCUCGGCAGGUACCUUGUCAGGUACCUGUGUAACCUGGCGAUGUCGCUUGGCUGCUACAAGGUCAUUUUGGAUUGUGACGUGGAGAACGUUGGGUUUUACAAGAAAUGCGGCCUUGCCGAAAGAGGGAUAGAAAUGGAAUAUCGUUAA
Molecule: messenger RNA, 468 nt
Organism: Pichia membranifaciens NRRL Y-2026
Lineage: Eukaryota; Fungi; Ascomycota; Pichiomycetes; Pichiales; Pichiaceae
Exons: 1
Coding region: 1-468 (155 amino acids)
Biological process (GO): UDP-N-acetylglucosamine biosynthetic process
Cellular component (GO): endoplasmic reticulum-Golgi intermediate compartment; endoplasmic reticulum; Golgi apparatus
Molecular function (GO): monosaccharide binding; glucosamine 6-phosphate N-acetyltransferase activity
Source: RefSeq, a predicted model, not a curated record